CACACACACACACACACACUCGCACGCACACACACACACACACUCGCGCGCACACGCUUUGGGCUCGGCGCAUCUUCAUCUGCGCAGUCCUGCCAUGUCGCUUUAUCCUCAUCCUCUCUGCACACUGGACAUGAUGAAAUCAGAACAUUGAACUGAUGAUCAACAGGACCAAACUCUCUGCGGAAACUGCAUCGGCAUAAUGAACUUUGCACCCCUUCUUCCACUUUACCUGAUCCUGCACAACAUAAGAGAUGUGUUAACAGGGCAGUGCUGGCAGGGGCCAACGUAUUCUGAGACGGUAGUGUCUCCCGAGCUGAGGAGCAGCAGCAUCCUGAGGGUUCCUGAGGUGUUGACUCUGGCCCAGUGUGUAGGUGCCUGCUGUGAUCUUCCAGGCUGCGACCUGGCCUGGUUCUUUGAGAGACGCUGCUACAUCCUCAGCUGCCAGCAAAAACAAAACUGUCAGCCCAAAAAGAGGCCCGGGACAGACUCACGGUUGGCCUUUCUACAGCACCGACGCCCACAGACCCUGGUCCUGCAGUCCCUGGUACGGGGCGAGCCUUAUGCCAGUCACUGGCGUCCAUUGCCCAGACACAGGGGCCCAGAGAACCCUCUGAAGGACCUGGCUUUGCUGGAGGACAUUCAAGAUUUGGACGACAACAACAAUGCACUACAGUAUGAUGAGAGUUACAGGACUGUGGAGGAUGACAUCAGUGAAGAGAGGACUGACUCAAAGAUGGAACAGGAGAAGACUCAAAGACUACUCGACUGGCCUCUUGAGGAAAGAGAUGGAUUUAAUUUCUCAGAGACAGAGGGAGGCAAAAUAAAACUUUCUCUAAUGGAGAGCACUGAGGACAGCCAGGUCACUCCCAGCUCCUCUCUAGCAGUGACAGAUGGAACCAGACCACCUCCCAGUCUAGCAGAACCUUCAUGGAUUCCUUCAGCAUUCAGUUUGCCCAAUGUAAAGGAUGAGGAAGAUCAGUUUAACAUCUCUUUCACGGGCUUGGACCCAACAGCCAUGCCACAGGUGAUAAGUGCAGAUCUGUCCAAACUGAGCCCAGUUAGCAGCUCUCUCCCAUCUCCACCUGACAUGGGAUCCACAACCCCCAGCUCCUCUUCACUUCCAGCAGAAGCCCUGAUUGUGUCUAUUGGAGACGUUGAUGAUAUAACACUGCCUGAGAAUGCUGUAGAACUCACUGCCUCAGUCGAUUCACAGACUGAAACUGAGAACCCUUAUACGUAUGAAUGGAGUUUUGUUAGUGCGCCAAUUGGACAUCCAGGAGUGAUGGAAGGAAAACACAAGAGGACAGUAAAAGUCUCUGAGCUGUCUGCAGGUGUGUAUGUUGUCAAAGUAAGUGUGACAGGAAAGCAGGCCUAUGGGGAAAGUGCUGUAAACUUCACAGUGCAUCCUGAGGUUAGACUGAAUAUGCCACCUAAAUCAGUUGCUCUGCCCAAACACCAGGAUGUAUCUCCAUCUGUUGAUACCAUCAUCUUCAUUAAUGGCAGCCAGAGUUCCGAUGAUUCAGGUAUAGUCAGUUACCUGUGGGAACAGGUGGAUGGACCAUUGUGGAACAGUGAUGGUCCUAUGAACACACCAGUACUCACACUGCAGAACAUCUCCCCUGGAGACUACACAUUCAGGCUGAUGGUGGUGGAUUCUGAGGGUCUAAGUGACUCCACCACUGCCACAGUGAGAGUCAGCAGUCCUAAAGACAAGCCUCCAGUAGCUAUAGCAGGCACUGACCAGGUCAUCAGGCUUCCUCUGAACCACCUGACUUUGUGGGCCAAUCAGAGCACAGAUGAUCAUGCCAUCAGCAGCUUUCUGUGGAGCCUUCAUCCCAGCAGCCCAACCAAAUCAGCAACGAUACAGGGUGUCAGAUCUCCAGCUCUGCAGCUCUCUGACCUCCAGGAGGGUCAGUACACUUUCCAGCUCACUGUCACUGACUCCAGUGGUCAACAGGAUUCAGACACAGUCUCAGUCACUGUGCUUGCUGACAAUAGAGCUCCUGUAGCUGUGGCAGGCCCUGACAGAGAACUGAUUCUUCCGGUGAGCAGCAUCACGCUGAAUGGCAGUGACAGCACUGAUGACCAAGCCAUCACCAGCUACCAGUGGGAAAUCCUUAGUGGUCCUCCUGGAUCAGAGAUAAAGGAUGCCAGCACAGCAGUUGCACUGGUGUCAGGCCUGCGAGCUGGGAGUUACAGGUUUAAGCUGACAGUGCAGGAUGAGCAGGGAGCAUCUGACAGUGCUGUUCUCACAGUUACAGUCAAAGAAGCUGAAAGCCUGCCUCUCAUCGCCCAUGCAAGUGGUAGCCACACACUUACCUUACCUAAUAACUCUCUGGUCCUGAGAGGCUCUGUGUCUAACUGUGGCUCCACAAAUGUGUCCUUCCUGUGGGUCAGAGACGAGCAGAGUCCAGCUGCAGGGGACAUUCUGUUUGGUUCAGAUCAUGAGGCCUCUUUGUACCUGGCCAACCUUGUAGAGGGCACUUACCUGUUCCAGCUGCGAGUCAGUGAUGGUCAGGGUCGCUCCAGCACUGCAAUGGCCACAGUGGAAGUCCGUCCUGAUGUGCGUGAGCGGGAGGAGGUGGAGAUGGAGCUGCAGGUCCCCUUAGCUCAGAUCAGUCAUCAGCAGAAGGAGUCAGUGGUGAGGCAGCUGGCUGCGCUGCUACAUGUGCUGGAUGCAGACAUCACUAUGAAGGGCCUGCAUGGCCAGUCUGAUAUCAGCACCGUUUUUAGGUUCUCAGUGCGGGGUUCUGAUGGGAUGAUUCCUGGCCCAAAACUGGCCCGUCUCCUGAGGUAUCAGCUUCUGAAGGAAAAAACUGAUUAUCUGCUCUUCAAAGUCCUCAGAGUGGACACAGUCAGUGAGUGGCACAGAGCAACACAUUUCCUCCUGUGUACCUCUUUAUCACCCCAAUCUAGUCAUAUCUACACACAGAUAGACUUAUUUUUCCACUGUCAUUUACUGUGGCAAAUCUGUGCAGUGUGUUUGCUGCUCUGUUCUGGACAUGGUCAGUGUGAUCCUGUCACUCGAAGUUGUUCCUGUGAUCCUCUGUGGAUGGAGAACCCCUUUAGACACUUCCUCGAUGAUGAGAGCAACUGUGAUUGGAGUGUGCUGUAUGUCACAGUCUGCUGCGUGGUGGUGAUCAUUUUUCUGGUGUCUUCAAGCUGGGCCUGGUGUAAAAGGAGCAGACGUACAAAAGUAAGAAAGAAAACCAAGUACACAAUACUGGACAAUAUGGAUGAACAGGAGAGAAUGGAAUUACGGCCAAAAUACAACAUCAAGCACAGGAGCACAGAGCACAACUCCAGCCUAAUGAUGUCAGAGUCUGAGAUUGAUAGUGAGCAGGACACUAUCUUCAGUUACGAGAGGAUGGACAGGGCCAGAAACCGAGCUAACGGUGCCAUGAUGAAUGGAGACACGUACAGCCUGCGGCCCGUGGAAGGAUGAGACUUUUCUCUGCUCUGAAGGAAACUGCAUUGCACAAGGCUGCUUUAGAUUCCGUCUGCGAAAUCGUUACAGGUUACAGAGACUGGCUGAAUGUUUUCACGGUUUCUAAAGAGCACAGACGUUUGAAUGUAAAUAGUCUUUGUCAUUAUGCAAAGCCUAUUCUUUGCUGGUUGCAGGCUAAUCUUUAUUUUACUCUUGCCUAAUGUAAUAACAGCUAGUGGGAAAACACCAAAAGCAGUAAAUUAUUUUUUUAGGUAUUUGAUUACAUGGUUUGGCCUAAAAAAGCAUCCCUCUGCUGUCACACUUGAACUACUGAACUAUUCCUCAUGAAAUUACCUUAUUUGAAUAUUACAUGAACUGUACAGUGAUCUUACAUUUGAUGGUUUUAAAGCAAAACAAGAACCCAAGUGGCUCAUGUCAUACACACUGAAUUCUGUUUGUGAGGAAAUUUCACUUUAAAAUUGAAUGUAAUGGUAACUGGUUGGUGGCGAUGGGUCCCAUCACUGUAUGUGUCUGCUGCAGUUCUUAAUGAUGUUGGAUAUGAAUCCAGAUUCAGAUUUGAUCAGUCAAUAGAGAGAUUUAGCUCUUUUGUUUAAGACUGAUGAUUUUGAAAUAAAGUGUACUUGUUGUUGUUUA
Molecule: messenger RNA, 4081 nt
Organism: Pangasianodon hypophthalmus (striped catfish)
Lineage: Eukaryota; Metazoa; Chordata; Actinopteri; Siluriformes; Pangasiidae
Product: KIAA0319 ortholog
Exons: 20
Coding region: 200-3445 (1081 amino acids)
Cellular component (GO): cytoplasmic vesicle; plasma membrane
Source: RefSeq, a predicted model, not a curated record